AUGUCGCGGGCGCGGAACCACCUGCGCGCCGCUCUAUCCCUGGCAGCGGCGUCUGCGCGCGGCGUAACGACCCAGGUCGCGGCGCAGCGGGGCUUGAGCGCGUGGCCGGUGCCGCAGGAGCCCAGCAUGGAGUACCAGGCUAAGUAACGGGGCUGGCACGGCAGGGAGGCCUGGUACUGGCCUUGUUGCCCUGGCUUGGCCACUGGUCUGCUGGGUGUCUCUGUGCCUGUGGACCCUGAGUGAGCCUUAACCUGCUACCUGGGCACUGUGGUUGCCAGGAUGCCGUGCGCAUGCUUAAUACCCUGCAGACCAAUGCCGGCUACCUGGAGCAGGUGAAGCGCCAGCGGGGUGACCCCCAGGCACAGCUGGAAGCCAUGGAACUGUACCUGGCACGGAGUGGGCUGCAGGUGGAGGACUUGGACCGGCUGAACAUCAUCCACGUCACUGGGACGAAGGGGAAGGGCUCCACUUGUGCCUUCACGGAAUGUAUCCUCCGAAGCUAUGGCCUGAAGACGGGAUUCUUUAGCUCUCCCCACCUGGUGCAGGUUCGGGAGCGGAUCCGCAUCAAUGGGCAGCCCAUCAGUCCUGAGCUCUUCACCAAGUACUUCUGGCGCCUCUACCACCGGCUGGAGGAGACCAAGGAUGGCAGCUGUGUCUCCAUGCCCCCCUACUUCCGCUUCCUGACACUCAUGGCCUUCCAUGUCUUCCUCCAAGAGAAGGUGGACCUGGCAGUGGUGGAGGUGGGCAUUGGCGGGGCUUAUGACUGCACCAACAUCAUCAGGAAGCCUGUGGUGUGCGGAGUCUCUUCUCUUGGCAUCGACCACACCAGCCUCCUGGGGGACACGGUGGAGAAAAUCGCAUGGCAGAAAGGGGGCAUCUUUAAGCGAGGUGUCCCUGCCUUCACUGUGCUCCAACCUGAAGGUCCCCUGGCAGUGCUGAGGGACCGAGCCCAGCAGAUCUCAUGUCCUCUCUACCUGUGUCCGACGCUGGAGGCCCUGGAGGAAGGGGGGCCGCCGCUGGCCCUGGGCCUGGAGGGGGAGCACCAGCGGUCCAACGCCGCCUUGGCCUUGCAACUGGCCCACUGCUGGCUGCAGCGGCAGGACCGCCAUGGUGCCGGGGAGCUGAAGGCAUCCAGGCCGGGGCUCCUGUGGCAGCUGCCCCUGGCACCCGUGUUCCAGCCCACAUCCCACAUGCGGCUCGGGCUUCGGAACACGGAGUGGCCGGGCCGGACACAGGUGCUGCGGCGUGGGCCCCUUACCUGGUACCUGGACGGCGCGCACACCCCCAGCAGCGUGCAGGCCUGCGUGCGCUGGUUCCGCCAGGCGCUAAAGGGCCGAGAGAGGCCGAGCGGCAGUGGGCCCGAGGUUCGAGUCUUGCUCUUCAAUGCUACCGGGGACCGGGACCCGGUGGCCUUGCUGAAACUGUUGCAGCCGUGCCAGUUUGACUAUGCCGUCUUCUGCCCCAACCUGACAGAGGUGUCAUCCACAGGCAAUGCAGACCAACAGAACUUCACGGUGACACUGGACCAGGUUCUGCUGCGCUGCCUGGAACACCAGCAGCACUGGAACCACCUGGACGAAGAGCAGGCCAGCCCGGACCUCUGGAGCGCCCCCAGUCCAGAGCCUGGUGGGCCCACAUCCCUGCUGCUGGCGCCCCACCCACCCCACACCUGCAGCGCCAGCUCCCUCGUCUUCAGCUGCAUUUCACAUGCCUUGCAAUGGAUCAGCCAAGGCCGAGACCCUGUCUUCCAGCCACCCACUCCCCUAAAGGGCCUCCUCACCCACCCUGUGGCUCACAGUGGGGCCAGCGUACUCCAUGAGGCUGCUGCCAUCCAUGUGCUGGUCACUGGCAGCCUGCACUUGGUGGGUGGUGUCCUGAAGCUGCUGGAGCCUGCACUGUCCCAGUAGCUGAGGCCCGGGGUUGGAGGUGGGAGCCUCCCACACCUGCCUGCAUUCUCCCCAUGAACUUACAUACUAGGUGCCUUUUGUUUUCUGCUUUCCUGGUUCUGUCUAGACUGGCCUAGGGAGCAGGGCUCUGGGAUGGGAGGCCAGGAGAGGAUGUCCUUUUUUAAGGCUCUGUGCCUUGGUCUCUCCUUCCUCCUGGCCAAGAUAGCGAGGGGCUCCCCGGGUCUCUCACUGUUGCAGUGGCCUGGCCGUUCACCCUGUCUCCCCCCAUACCCUGCCUGCCUCCUGGCUCAGGCGCAGCUUAUUGUGUGCACUGCCUGGCCAGGCCCUGGGUCCUGCCAUGUGCUGGGUGGUAGAUUUCCUCCUCCCAGUGCCUUCUGGGAAGGGAGAGGGCCUCUGCCUGGGACACCCUAGGACAGUGGGUAGCUGGAGUGAAUUAAAGCCUUUGUUUUUUAAAGAAA
Molecule: messenger RNA, 2365 nt
Organism: Piliocolobus tephrosceles (Ugandan red Colobus)
Lineage: Eukaryota; Metazoa; Chordata; Mammalia; Primates; Cercopithecidae
Gene: FPGS
Product: folylpolyglutamate synthase
Exons: 15
Coding region: 291-1907 (538 amino acids)
Biological process (GO): tetrahydrofolylpolyglutamate biosynthetic process
Cellular component (GO): cytosol; cytoplasm; mitochondrion
Molecular function (GO): ATP binding; tetrahydrofolylpolyglutamate synthase activity
Source: RefSeq, a predicted model, not a curated record